This is a messenger RNA of Eimeria tenella, 168 nucleotides long. RefSeq lists its product as uncharacterized. Lineage: Eukaryota; Apicomplexa; Conoidasida; Eucoccidiorida; Eimeriidae. The transcript has 2 exons. Gene Ontology annotation, molecular function: protein tag activity; ubiquitin protein ligase binding. The record is from RefSeq and is a predicted model, not a curated record. Gene Ontology annotation, biological process: modification-dependent protein catabolic process; protein ubiquitination. The annotation marks the transcript as partial. Gene Ontology annotation, cellular component: cytoplasm; nucleus.
AUGAACGGCAAGAUGAUAACAGUGGAAGACGUAGACCCUAGCUGCACUGUGCGGCAGCUGAAGCAGCAGCUGCAGCAGCGCGAGGGUUUGGCUCCGGAGCAGCAGCGGCUGAUAGUCAAUGGACAGCAAAUGCGGGACGAAGACAAACUUUCCGAUUACAAUUUAAAC